UGGCAACCCUGCCCUCAAUUAACUGACCCGUCCCAGAAGCUGUGCGCCAAAACACAGUGUUAGCUCCGCCGCUGCGGCGUCAAGUGUGAUACUAUAUCCGCCAUUAAACAUCACUAUCAGCAGCAGCAGCAGCAGAGACCGGUCCCCCGGGUGACAUGUCAGGAAACGGGUUCAUAUCCAGCAUCCGGAGGUUGAUAGACGCCGAGGAGCAGCGGAGGAUUAGCCACAGACAACCUAGUCCGUUUGAACAGCUCCGCCAGCAGAUGAGUGACGUCUUGGGAGAUGGAGGGAUCCUGAAAGAGGUGGUCCAGUCCGGAGAGGGCCCGCCUGUGCCCCAAAAUGCUUCAGUAUUGGUCCAUUACUCUGGUUUCCUGGAAUAUUCAGACCGCCCUUUUGACACCACCACAAACUUCAGACACCCGCGGAUGAUGAAGUUAGGGAGAGAUAUGACACUGGCCGGACUGGAGCUGGGUGUGCUGACCAUGCAGAAUGGAGAGUUCUCUCGUUUCCUCUUCCAGCCCCAGUAUGCGUACGGGGACCUGGGUUGUCCUCCAUUCAUCCCCGGUGCUGCCGCGGUUCUGUACGAGGUUCAGAUUCUCGAUAUCCUCGACUCGGGACAAGUGGACGACUUUGUGGCACUGGGUCCGGAGGAACAGAACACUGUUCCUCUGUCGAGACUUCUAGAAGUCGUCAACACUCUACGCAGCUUCGGCAACCGCUGCUUUAACCAGAGCAGAUAUGCCAAUGCCAAGGAUCGCUACAAACAGGCCACCAGGCUGCUGUGGACCAGGGAAAUGCAGAGCGACGCAGAGAAGGAGAAGAUCAACACAGCUCUGCUUCCUCUCUAUCUGAACCUUUCUCUCACGGAGCUGCGUCUGGAGAGACCACAGAAGGCCUUGAAGUUUGGCAAUAAAGCCUUGGAGAUAGACUCAGCCAACACAAAGGCUCUUUUCCGUUGUGGACAGGCGUACCUGCAGCUGCAAGAGUACGAGAGCGCCCAGGGUUGUCUCGUCAUUGCUCAAGCUAAGAAGCCUUUUGACAGUGACAUUAACAACCUCCUGAGGAAGGUGGCACAAUGCCUUAAAGACAACUUGGACAAACAGAAAGACGUGUACUCCAAGAUGUGUAGAGACUUGAGGGGCUCAAUGAAGAUAUAAAUAUGAAGAUCAAAGAUGGUAGAGGAAAGAGCAGGUCCAAGGAUCAGCAGCACAUUUUCUCUCCAGUGCAGAUAAUUCUGAAAGUUGCUAUUUGCUUUUUGGGUUUUUUCCAUAUGUUAUGUUCAGGGCAUAUUAUUGUUCAAAUUUAUUGUUCAUUUCCUUCAGAAUAAUUUACCAUUUUCAAUUGUGUCUUAAUAAUGUGGCUCAAGUUUUUCUUGUUCGAAGAUUUGCUUUGAAGAAUUGUCUUUCACCUUAAAUAACUCGAUAUUAUGGCUGGAAGAACAUUUGCAUGAAAAUUCACAGGGAACCCUAAAUUAGGUGGCUACAUAUUCUAUAAAGUUUCCUAAAAUACAGUCUGUACUAAAGUGGUAAAUGUUUACUUUGGGUCUUAUCACUAUUGAGGUGCUAAUGAUGAAAAAUAAAAUAAAUCUUUUGUUAACUUCUAA
This is a messenger RNA of Scophthalmus maximus (turbot), 1603 nucleotides long. RefSeq names its product FKBP prolyl isomerase 6 (gene fkbp6). The record is from RefSeq and is a predicted model, not a curated record. Bases 156 to 1157 code for a protein of 333 amino acids. NCBI's taxonomy places the organism in Eukaryota, Metazoa, Chordata, Actinopteri, Pleuronectiformes, Scophthalmidae. The transcript is spliced from 9 exons. Gene Ontology annotation, molecular function: protein binding; peptidyl-prolyl cis-trans isomerase activity.